Molecule: messenger RNA, 4224 nt
Organism: Pimephales promelas (fathead minnow)
Lineage: Eukaryota; Metazoa; Chordata; Actinopteri; Cypriniformes; Leuciscidae
Gene: stard8
Product: StAR related lipid transfer domain containing 8
Biological process (GO): regulation of Rho protein signal transduction; signal transduction; actin cytoskeleton organization
Molecular function (GO): protein binding; lipid binding; GTPase activator activity
Source: RefSeq, a predicted model, not a curated record
CACGCAGCGUCCACGUAAAGUCCUUUUAAUGAGAUUUUUUUAAAGAAAUGAAACGAUAGCGGUAACAUAAUGAUAAAGCAGCAUGAAUAAUCACUGCUCCGUCUCAGGACUAAGACCUCGAACGCAUUUGAGUCUCAAAAAGAAGAGGUCCAAGGUUAAAAGUUGGGUUCAGAAGUCAGGAGAGAGUUAGCGAAGGAGUUUGGAAAUGGAUAAACGCUGCAAUGGCCAACAGACGCGAUCUCUAACUUCACAGUUCAGAGAUUCUACAUACAGAGCCCUGACUUUACUGCGAAGGAAGGCGAAACAGCAGCAAAUAGCGGAACUGGAGGCGAAGGAGGCCUGUGAGUGGCUCCGAGCGGCUGGAUUUCCUCAGUAUGCUCAGCUCUAUGAAGCCUCUCUGUUCCCCAUUGAGGUCUCUGCUGUGAGGAGAGACCAUGAGUUUCUGGAUCAGGACUCUCUCAAGGCAUUAUGCAGGAGGCUAACGACCCUGAACAAAUGUGCUGCGAUGAGCUUAGAGGUUCAUUUUCAUUGUAAACAGCAGAGUGAGGACUCAGAGGAGGAUGACGCAUGUGCCCUUAGCUCCCGCUGGGCUUUUCAGCGUGAGAGUAAAACUUGGUCCCGUCUCCGCACUCUCUCACCCACCCUUGUCCCCCCUGGCAACCGGGCCUCGACCUUAAGACCCUCGGGUAGUAGCGAUAGUGUGCUGAGUGACAUCAGUCUCCUAGAAGUCACCUCACUGACCUCUGACCUCAGUGCUAGCAGCUUGAGCUUAGACAGUGCCCGGGAAACAACUUCUCCAGAGGUUGUGGCUUACAGUGACGUCACGGUGGGUGAAGGUGCAUCGUCAGUUUGCGUCCCACCUGGCCAAGAUGAGAACGAUGACACCGGAUCGUCAUCUUCCCUGCCGUCUGUAAGAGAGAAGCCGAAGCGCCCUUCUAGAUCAUUUUUACGAAGGAAAGAAUCAAUAAAGAAGCGGGAUAGUGAGAGAGAGAAAGUCCCAAAGAGCAUUUCAACAGUAACUCGACAUCAGACACCCUCAGGUCUGCACUGCACAUCCGAUGCAAGUUUGCCUGGACAAACCGCAAAUAAGUUCAGAAACACCAAAGAUGAGGAAUGGAGAUCACAUACAAUAUGCCGCAGUAAUGUUAGCCAGAAAUCCACUUUGCACAAGCCUCACAGAGCGUGCCUAUACCUGGAGGACUACCAGUUAACUUGGGAGAUGCCAAAGUUAACCAAUCAUAACAACAGUAAAAGGAAAGAGGAUCGUGUGGUCCACCUCCCUUAUGAUCACAAGCCUGGAACCUUCCCCAAAUCUCUGUCAAUCGAAAGUCUCUGUCUGGUCUCUGUUUCUCAAAGCCCUGAACAUAGUGACUGGGCAGGAGAAGAUGGAGACCUUUCAUUGGAUGAAAGCGUUAGUCGCAGUGGGUCGCAAGAUUUUCUUUCAGGUUUUGGGAGGAAAAUGAUUUCUAUGGGCUCAAUUGGAAGCAUUUACGACAAUGUUUCAGAGACACCGGGCAACCCAUGCGACAUUUUCGACCCUGGAAAAGAGAAAGCCUUCCAGCACCUGGACGACAUUCUACAGCACGUACACGGGCUACAGCAUAACAUCGACGAAUGGUCGCGCUCGCUCGGCAUUCUGCCGCAAGACCAAUCCAAUGCGGAGACUGCAUCCACAGCUGACACAACAUUACCCAGCAGUCUGAACUAUGAUGAGCAAUCCAUGUCAGAUGUUGGGACGACAGUGAGCGAUUACGAUAGUACAGGAAACUCAGUGAAUGAGGGAGAAGGAGAAGGAGGAAUGAGAGAGAGGAGGGACUCAGGGGUGGGAGCAUCGCUCACGAGACCCAGCAGAAAGUUGCGUUGGCACAGUUUCCAAAACUCUCAUCGUCCGAGCGUGACUUCUGCGUCUUUAGAAAUCAACAGGCAGUCGGCCGCCCAACUCAACCUGCUGCAAAAAUUCAGCCUCUUGCGACUGACCGCCAUCCUAGAGAAACACACGGACACCAGCAAACAUGGCUGGAACUGGGUGGUUCCAAAGUUUAUGAAGCGUUCCAAAGUUCCAGAUUACAAAGAUAAACAUGUGUUUGGCGUUCCGCCUAUAGUAAACGUCCAGCGAACUGGUCAGCCCCUGCCUCAGAGCAUCCAGCAGGCGAUGAGAUAUCUACGCAGCCAGUGUCUGGAGAAGGUGGGAAUAUUCCGCAAAUCAGGGGUUAAAUCCCGGAUCCAGGCCCUCAGACAGCUCAAUGAGAAUUCCCCCGAUCAUGUGACCUACCAGGGUCAAUCAGCCUAUGAUGUGGCUGACCUGAUUAAACAGUACUUUAGAGAUCUGCCUGAACCUGUGCUCACGUCCAAGCUUACAGACACUUUUCUACAUGCGUAUCAGUUCGUUCCAGCAGAGCAGCGUUUACAGGCCGUACAGGCAGCCGUGAUCCUGCUGCCUGAUGAGAACAGAGAGGUUCUACAGACGUUGCUCUAUUUCCUCAGUGAUAUUGCAUCUGCGCAGGAAAACCAGAUGACUGCGGAGAGUCUGGCUGUCUGUCUCGCACCCUCCAUACUGCACCUGAAUGCCUCCAAGAAAGAUGGAGCUUCACCAAGGCUCAUGACCAGGAGAGGCGGAGACAAGCCUGUCCAAAAGGACUUAAGUGAGAACAUGGCUGCCACACAUUGCCUUAGUCACUUGAUCACGGAAUGCAAGAAACUGUUCCAGAUCCCGCAUGAAAUGAUGCUUCAGUCUAGGAAUUCUUAUGUGGCAGCUGAUGCCCAGCCAUUGCCUCUGCACGGGUUCGGGGUGAAUGCCCUGGGCGAGCCUGUGGAUUAUAGGGCGUAUCUGGAAGACAACAUUCAGUGUCUUCUCAGAGAGGCAUCUGAGCGGAGUAAAGGCUGGCAUCAUGCCCAUGGACCCGACAACACUGAACUGGCUUAUAAAAAGGUAGGAGAUGGGCAGCCAAUGCGUCUAUGGCGUGUUUCGGUAGAAAUAGAGGCCCCUCCUGCUGUGGUGCUGCAGCGUGUUCUGCGAGAGCGCCACCUGUGGGAUGAAGAUCUUCUACACAGUCGAGUCAUUGAGACUUUGGAAAAUAACACUGAGGUUUUCCAUUACAUCACAGACAGCAUGGCUCCACAUCCACGGAGAAAUUUCAUAGUGCUCAGACGUUGGUGUAGCGAUCUUCCAAAGGGGCUCUGCGUUCUGGUGUCCUCCUCUGUGGACCAUGAUAACGUCCAGGUGGAGGCAGGGUUACGGGCUGUGCUUCUGACAUCACGCAUCUUCAUUGAGCCGUGUGGAAUGGGGCGGUCCCGGCUCACACACUACUGCAGAGCUGAUCUACGGGGGCGCUCUCCUGAUUGGUAUAACAAAGUGUUCGGCCAUCUGUGUGCGAUGGAGCUUGCCAGAAUACGCAGUUCUUUCCCAGUUCUAACAGCACGAGGACCUGAAACCAAACUCUAAACCCACUUGGGUUAAAUCUGAGACUACUUUGUUGGAGAAAGAAUAAGAAUUAUGAGAGUGCAGGUGUAAAACAAAGAUGGCCGCGCAAGUCGAAAGGUGGAAAGUAAGAACAGUAGAUAAUGUUUGAAUGACAAAGAACAGUACUGAGUAGUAUAGAAGUUGGACUAUGCAAAAAAAAAAAAAAUCAAGCCCAUUGUGGUUUUAAAAGCCAUGGAUGAUUAAUGUGAAAAAGCUCACGCUCACAAUCACACUGUUGAUACCCCUUCUAAUCUUGAAUGUGUUUUGUUUGUGUAAUUGUUUAUAUUGGUUUUUGUUAAGCAGUGUCUCGACACACAUCUGGUAUGCCUUAAAAAUUUUGUCUAAUAAUCCAGUGUGGUCUGGAGACCUCUCAUUCAUUCUCAGGGUAAAUGUAAACAAGUGUUGCUUUUUCACUUGCACAGGAAUUUUGUCACGUGGGAAUGAUAAUGACCAGUUGGCAAAGAGAAGCAGCCAAACAUUCAUAACAUCAUAAUGACAUGUGAUGUGCUUGUUAUAAGCUCCAUGUGUACUUUGUAUUCUGUAGGACAUUUAGUUUUUGCCAUUGAAAUGACUAGGAACAAGUCAACCCAAAUUCACCCUACAUCAUUCUUCCAAAGCGACCCCCCCCCCACCCCACCCCAUAUGUUUAAUUUAUUUGCGUCAGCCAUUUGAAUGUGGCAAACUUCAUUUGUGAAGUUUUAAUAACUUAACGUCUGCAUGGAAUCCAUGGGAAUGAUAUUCAAGAGGCCUUCUUAAUACAGCUU